Staurois parvus is the source of this 316-nucleotide messenger RNA. The record is from the annotation of a GenBank genome assembly. NCBI's taxonomy places the organism in Eukaryota, Metazoa, Chordata, Amphibia, Anura, Ranidae.
UCAGAGUACCCCCUUAUAUCAGGUGUCCCCAUCAGAGUGUCCCCUUAAGUAAGGUGCCCCAUCAGAGUGCCCACUUACAUCACGUUUCUGUAUAAGAAGGCCCCCUUACAUCUGAGUGCUCCAUUAUAUGAGGUUCCCUCAUCACAAUGACCCCUCACAUCAGGUGUGCCCAUUAGAGUUCCCCUUUACAUCAGUUGUCCCCAUCAGAGUGGCUCUUUACAUCAGGUAUCCCCAUCAGAGUGCCCCUUUACAUCAGGUCUCCCCAUCACAGUGCCACCUUCCAUCAGGUAUUUCCAUCAGAGUGCCCCUUUACAUC